UGGCUAUCCAUUACACCUCGGCCUGGGAACAGGUACCGAAGAAGAAUGAUGAAAAAUGUUCCCCUUGUCAUCACCACCGCAAAAGCGUCGACGAAUUGAACAAUCUCAAUCCCACCCCCAUCAUCAUGCGGUCUCUCUAGAUUCUCAUCCCCAUCAUUCGCCGUCAUCCAUAUCCACAUCAACACCGACAGCAACGGCAAGCACUACCCUGCAGCCCGAAACCGGGACCGGAGCCGAGAAGGGCAAUCCCUCCCCCUCACACCAGCCACCGACUCAAGCAAGCAAUCAGAGCCACACCACCAACAACCCGGAAUGGCACCAUUCCGACUACACCACCUCCGCUCCACCAGCCCACGGUAACAGCCAGAGCUACGGCUCACCCGCGUCGAUUGGCGGAAGUCUCAGCGGAACAGGAGCAGGCGGCAGCAACGGAGCCUUCCACUCCCCCGCCGGCGGCUGGUCCCAGGAUGGAUUCUCGCAAGAUCCAGGAUUCCUGGCCUCGCAGGAAGAGCUACGAUGUAUUUUAUUUUCGCUAGCUCAUUCGGCGAUUCCGACGAGGGUCGGGAGUUUGAGUCCCGAUCAGCAGGACCAGUAUCAGGAUCCAAAUCGACUCGGAGAACCAAGUCGGGGUGAUGGAAAUGAUGCGAGCGAUAGAGGAGGAAUUCCAGGAUCGUCUUUACGCGCGCCGGUCUCGAGCGUGAAGAGAAUCGAGUACUUGAAGAAUUAUGUCGCGCAAGUGGCGCCUUGGCUUGACAUGUUCGACUCCCAACACACAUUCCAACAACAGAUGCCCGCAUUAGCAAGAACAUUCCCGGCGCUUUCAUACGCAAUCCUAGCCAUUUCUGCGCGCCAGAUGGAGCGCAAAAAAGGAAUUCAAGAUUUCUUCGACAGUCUGGAGCUCUACCAGGAAGCCAUCCGGCUCCUAAGCCCCGUGCUGCAGGUCCGCGAUCCGAAAAUUGUCGCAGCUUGUGUGCUUCUGUGCUGUUUGGAGAUGAUGUCGGCGCGGGCGCAGGACUGGAGGCGCCAUUUAGAAGGCUGUGCGGCGUUGUUCGAUGCGUUUGGGAUUCAUGGAUUCAGUAAGGGGCUUUUGCAGGCGAUAUUUUGGUGUUAUGCUAGGAUGGAUUUGUGUGGAGCCCUCAUCUCUGAUGGCACUCAAACGACACUUCUGCAUCCCUCCAAGUGGCUUCCUCCAGGAUACCACGAGAACGAUGCUUAUGGAUUGUUUAAAGAAGCCAAAAGCCCAGAUAUGCAUGCGAACUAUGCAGUGUAUCUGUGUAUGAGAGUGACCGAGCUCGUCUCUGAUCGGACAAAGUUCGUGGAGCUCGGAGAGGACAACGGUUGCACACCGGAAGUGUUCACCUCUAAAUGGCAUCAGCUUUGGGGUGAGCUACAAUGCUGGUUUUCCGAACGCCCCAGCGAGUUGGUUCCAGUGCAAACUGUCAGUCGGAAGCCUUUCCCACACAUAUUCUUCAUCCACUGGGCGGCAAUCUCGUCAAACCAGCUAUAUCACACUGCAUGCAUUUUGCUGCUCAAAAUGAUGCCUAAGGGCACCAAGCUCUCCCGAUCGCCCACCCUGUCACUCCUAUGGCAUGCACGUCGGAUCUGUGGCAUAUCCUUAGCGAACCCACACCAAGGCUGUCUCAAUAAUGCAAUCCAACCGCUUUGGAUUGCGGGGAGACUUUUCAGUCAUAUAACGGAGCACCAACAGAUCAUCCAGUUGAUCAGAGAUAUUGAAGCCGAAACGGGCUGGGGAACAUGUUGGCGUAUUCGGGAUUUGGAAGUCGCGUGGGGUUACGAUACUCGUCGAAGCACGAGAAGUGCCGUCACCAGAUCGCAUACCAUCGCUCUUGAGUCCCAUGGCUAAUCGCGAAUUGAUUUGACCCACUUACUCAGCACCCACCUUCGGAAAAUGACCAUUCUUCACAUAGCUGCAUCAGCUUUUCACCAACAUCCCACCCAGUUAGCAAUUUGAUACGGUCAAAUCCUUGCAAAAUCUCCUUCUGCUGAGACUCGUGAGUCAUUAGUCUAGCGGCGAUAAGAAACGACGCCAACAAGCAGGGAUCCCAGCAUUCCCGGCGAUCAUUGUUCAAUGCGACACCACAAAUUUGUUGAGCAUGCCACAGCGGAGACGAAAACCGAGAUGGAGAGUUGUGCAGCAUGACCGUCCGCGGUUUUGACUGGAGCAGUAAUAGCAUGGCUGUGUGGUACAACUGAUUGCUGAAUGCACCAGCCCCAUUUGCGAAUAGCAAAAGGGGGAAACCGCCGUCUGGAUAAAACAUUUGGUCAUCCCCCUCAACCUCUAUCAUUGGCUGGAAUUCGAGCGGGCGCAAAUGAUACC
This is a messenger RNA of Aspergillus steynii IBT 23096, 2338 nucleotides long. RefSeq names its product putative C6 transcription factor. The record is from RefSeq and is a predicted model, not a curated record. Gene Ontology annotation, biological process: positive regulation of transcription by RNA polymerase II. Gene Ontology annotation, molecular function: DNA-binding transcription factor activity; transcription cis-regulatory region binding. The coding region runs from base 56 to 1864 and encodes 602 amino acids. Gene Ontology annotation, cellular component: nucleus. The transcript has 3 exons. Lineage: Eukaryota; Fungi; Ascomycota; Eurotiomycetes; Eurotiales; Aspergillaceae.